Molecule: messenger RNA, 1163 nt
Organism: Spea bombifrons (plains spadefoot toad)
Lineage: Eukaryota; Metazoa; Chordata; Amphibia; Anura; Pelobatidae
Gene: FAM163B
Product: family with sequence similarity 163 member B
Exons: 3
Coding region: 423-899 (158 amino acids)
Source: RefSeq, a predicted model, not a curated record
AAGCAAGAAAUUCACUGCAAGCAGCACUGCAAGCCAGCAACUUACUGCAAGCAGCACUGCAAGCAAGAUAUCCACUGCAAGCAGCACUGCAAGACAGCAACUUACUACAAGCAGCACUGCACCCAUGUAGCUCACUGCAAGCAGCACUGCAUCCCACUGCACCCCAGCUCCUCACUGUAUCUUCCAUGCACCCUUUGCUUGGGCAGGAUGGUCCCUGCACCCCAAGCCUGACCUGUCUCUGUGGGGGUCUCUUCUAAAAGACUCAGCCCCCCCCAGGCUCUGGAAGUGCCCUCUUCUCCCACCCCUGCUCCCUGCAAGGCUUUGGGCAGAAGGAGAAUCAGCCUCAUGGUGUGGAAGCUGGACCUCACCUAACAGCAAGGGGACCUCCAAUGCUUAAAGGCAGUUAAUGGAGAGAGGGUCGAAUGACAGCCGGGACCGUUGUUAUCACCGGUGGAAUAUUAGCGACUGUUAUCCUCCUCUGUAUCAUCGCUGUUCUCUGCUACUGUAGACUACAGUAUUACUGCUGUAAGAAGGAGGAUUCCGAAGAGGAUGAGGAGGAACCCGACUUUGCCGUGCAUUCGCGCUUCCCCCCGGUGCACUGUAAUAGGAAUGUAGUCUUGGCCAAUGGGCCGUCCAUCUACUCCUCUCCGUACAACAAGAAGCACCAGCACUGCCGCAGCGUCUACCAAGGCUGCUCGCACCAUGACGCUCCGGCCUUCCUCCUGCACCCGCCCGACGAGGUCCGCAACGGCGGAGAACGCAUCACCUACAAGACCAUCAGCCAGGAGGAGAUCGAGCUGCCCGUCAGCCUCGGCGACCUGCAGGUGCUCAACCCCAACCGGCUGUCCGCCAUGAGGGAGGCCUUCUCCCGGAGCCGAAGCAUAAGCACAGAUGUGUAAGGUGUCCACGCUGGCCCACCCCGCAGACCGGAGACAUUCCAGCCGCUGCGUUCCUCGGCCCCAAGCACGAGACAGCGCGAUGUUCAGCACCGUGACUUUUUACGCCCCUCCCCCCCAUCACAUUUUUCCUUUUAAAAAACAACUUUUUGAGUGUUUUUAGGAUACAAAACAUAAUUCCUAUAAUCCUAUAAUGUCAGAAUUGUGCAGUUAAGCAAAAAAAACAAAAUCAUAAAGAAUGCACAGUACUGCGACGUUUGAGUCAUA